This is a messenger RNA of Purpureocillium lilacinum, 1968 nucleotides long. RefSeq lists its product as uncharacterized. NCBI's taxonomy places the organism in Eukaryota, Fungi, Ascomycota, Sordariomycetes, Hypocreales, Ophiocordycipitaceae. Gene Ontology annotation, molecular function: ATP binding; MAP kinase kinase activity. The record is from RefSeq and is a predicted model, not a curated record. Gene Ontology annotation, biological process: protein phosphorylation; cellular hyperosmotic response; MAPK cascade.
AUGAGCGGUUCCGGCUCGAUCCCGGUCACGCCGGACGAGGUGCGCUCCGACAGCGACCUCGACGGGCCCGUCUCCCCCGGCUACGAGUCCUCCGAAGCCAGCACGCCCCUCGACGAGGCCUCCGACCCCUCCUCCGAACCCUCGCUAGACAAGCCCAAACGCAUGCCGUCCCUGCGCUCCGUCUCCGAACCCCAUCAUAACAUGAACCCCAACUCGACGCCCCGCGGCGUCCUCGGCAUGGCCAGGAAUCCCGUCCCCAUGGGGUCGCCCUUCGCCGCCGGUGCCGGUGCCGGUGCCGCCGCUGGCAUGGACAACAGCGUCAUGGCCAGGGCCCGCGCCCUGCACCAGCACCGCAUGCAAAAGGGCAUGACGCCCAACUCCAGCUCCCCCACGUCCCCCGCGCCCGGCGGCCCCAUGGCCGGCCACAACGGCUUCCCGGGCACCCUCCGCAUGCCCCCGAACCUGCAACGGCCCGGCCCGGUGCCGCACGCCAACUCGGCACCGUCGACCACGGGGCAGUCCCUCAGCCAGCGACGAGCCAACAAGCUGGGCAUGGGCAUGAAGCUCUCCGACAUGGGCGGCGCCUCGCCAUCCCCCGGCGGGUUCAAGCUCUCGGACAUCACCGGGAGUAAACCCGGCGAGCCAAAGGCUAACGGCUCCGGCCAGGGUUCCAAGCUCGACGACUACAAGCAGUACAUUGACGCCGAGAAGGGUUGGAUAACCUUUGACGGCGCUGCCACAAUCACGAGGACAGGCGUCAACUUUGCCAACGGCCAGACCUUUAGCAUCUCUCUCGACGAAGUGGAAAAGCUCGACGAGCUGGGCAAGGGCAACUACGGUACGGUCUACAAGGUCAGGCAUGCCAAGCCCGCCGUCCCACGGUUCGGCCAGGGUCUGUCGGGUGCUCGCCUGCAGCAUAGGCCGUCGGAUGCUUCACAGGGGAGCACGGCAGACGACGCCAGCGGCGCCGACGGCACCACAGGCAAGGUCAUGGCCAUGAAGGAGAUUCGGCUCGAGCUGGACGACGCCAAGUUCACGACCAUUCUCAAGGAGCUCGUCAUCCUGCACGAGUGCGUGUCGCCAUACAUCAUCGACUUCUACGGAGCCUUCUUCCAGGAGGGCGCCGUGUACAUUUGCAUCGAGUACAUGGACGGCGGCUCCAUCGACAAGCUGUACGACGGCGGCAUUCCCGAGAGCAUCCUGCGCAAGAUUACAUACUCGACGGUCAUGGGCCUCAAGACGCUCAAGGACGACCACAACAUCAUCCACCGCGACGUCAAGCCGACAAACGUGCUCGUCAACACCAGGGGCCAGAUCAAGAUAUGCGACUUUGGCGUCAGCGGCAACCUCGUCGCCAGCAUAGCCAAGACCAACAUUGGCUGCCAGAGCUACAUGGCACCCGAGAGGAUAUCGGGCGGCGGCAUGGCGCAGUCGGGCAACGCGGACGGCACCUACAGCGUGCAGAGCGACGUGUGGAGCCUAGGCCUGACCAUCAUCGAGUGCGCCAUGGGCCGCUACCCCUACCCGCCCGAGGUGUCGUCAACCAUUUUCAGCCAACUCAACGCCAUUGUCGAAGGCGACCCGCCGGAUCUGCCGUCCGAGGGCUUCUCGGACGCGGCCCGCGACUUUGUGCGCAGCUGCCUGCACAAGAUCCCCAAGAAGCGGCCGACGUACGCCAUGCUGCUGCAGCACCCAUGGCUCAAGCCGUUUUCGAAGCCGCAGACCAUCACCGAGGAGGCCGAGGAGGGCGAGGAGGCCGAAAAGGUGGCCGAGGCGGUCGGCAAGAUCCAGCUGGGCGGCGGGACCGAGGACGACGAGGUGGCCGACUGGGUCAAGGGCGUGCUCAAGCGGAAGCAGGAGCGCUCGGGCACCGGCGGACCCUCUCGACCGGCGCUGCACGCGGCGCCGCUCGACUCGGUGAGCCCCCUCGGGAGUCCACUGCUGCAGAAGUCUGUCGGAGAGUUUUGA